CACAUCCACACACGCACGCACACACACUCACGGGGACUUAGCAGCAGAGAUGAAGAGAGAAACCUGGACCAUCCCUCUUUAUUCCAAAGGUUUGUCGCCUUUUAGGGAGAAACGGAAAAGAUGCUUUGGGUCCACAUGCUCUCGUCUGUGGUGAUUCUACAGAGGAGAUCUUCUGAACAGUGAACUGGUUUUUUUUUUUGUUUUGUUUUUUUUUUUCCCCUCCUUGUCAACGAUGUAAAUCAUCUUGGGGAGUUUCCGCCGUGGAGCUGGAUGGCUGGAUUUAAAACAUGGACUUCUUCGGCACAGCUGUCUGGGCUGGCCUGAUCCAAAUUUAGUGGAAAUCAACCUCUGAGGGUGGCCUGUGGGGUGCACCGCGUGCCCCUGGGGUACAUUGGGAGUUCACUCCCUAACUCUUUACCAUGAGAGUACCUGGAAGCCCCGCCUGUCUGUGCCCACUGCUGCUGCUGAGUGUCUGUCUCAACCGAAAGAGCAGUGGAGAGAGGCAGCCUCCCUUGUCUGGACCCUCUAAAUCCAUCCGGAACCAGAACCAAACGGCGUCCCAAGACGGGGAUAAGGAUGCGCACCAUCGGCCCAAGAGGGGGUGGAUCUGGAACCAGUUCUUUGUUUUGGAGGAACAUAUUGGACCAGAUCCGCAAUACGUGGGGAAGCUUCACUCUAAUUCGGACAAAGGGGAUGGCUCCGUCCAGUAUCUUCUCUCCGGCGAAGGCGCCGGUACCAUCUUCACGAUCGACGACGUCACCGGCGACAUCCACGCCACGAAGAGUCUCGACCGCGAGAAGAAGAGUCAUUACGUCCUGCACGCUCGCGCCGUCGACCGCUUCACCGACCGAGCCCUGGAGCCCGAGUCGGAAUUCAUCAUCAAGGUCCAGGACGUGAACGACAACGCCCCAAAGUUCCCCAGCGGCCCCUUCACCUCCUCCGUGCCUGAGAUGGCAGACAUCGGAACAUCGGUGUUCCAGAUUACUGCCACGGAUGCCGAUGACCCCACCUAUGGGAACAGCGCCAGGAUCGUUUACAGUCUGCUACAGGGACAGCCUUAUUUCUCUGUGGAUCCCAAGACUGGCAUUAUCAGGACAGCUCUGGCCAACAUGGACCGGGAAGUCAGGGAACUCUACAGCGUCAUCAUCCAAGCCAAAGACAUGGCCGGCCAGGUGGGGGGUCUGUCUGGCUCCACCACAGUCAACAUCACUCUGACUGACGUCAAUGACAAUCCUCCCAAAUUCCCUCAAAAGAACUACCAACUCUACGUCCCUGAAUCAGCUCAGGUGGGAAAAGCGGUGGGUAAAAUCAAAGCGGACGACGAAGACCUCGGAGUCAACACCGAGAUGUCGUACAGAAUCACUAACGAAGAAGGCGCGGCCAUGUUCUCCAUUACCACCGACAAUGACAAGAGAGAGGGUGUCAUCUCUCUGAAGAAGCCCCUGGACUAUGAGAAGAAAAGAGCCUAUUCUCUGCACAUAGAGGGAGUGAACACACAUCUGGACCCUCGAUUUUCCCACCUUGGUCCUUUCAAAGACACAACCACCCUGAAGAUCAUCAUUGGAGAUGUGGAUGAAGCUCCCGUGUUUUCUAUGGAUUACUACAUCAUGGACGUCUACGAGAACUCUCCUCCCGGGACUGAGGUCGGCAUGGUGACGGCACAUGAUCCCGACAGCACCAAAAGUGCGGUCAGGUACUCUAUUGACCACAGUGCAGAUGGAGAUUCACUAUUCAAGAUUGAUGCCAACACUGGACUCAUCAAAACCAGGCAGAGUUUGGACCGUGAGCACGAGGCCUGGCAUAACAUCACUGUCAUGGCUUCAGAGGUUGACAACCCCAGUCUUGUGAGCUAUGUACCAGUCACCGUCCAGGUCUUGGAUGUUAAUGACAACACACCUUAUAUUGCCGCGGACAACGACAUCAUCGUGUGUGAGAGUUCCAAGUCAGGCCAGGUGAUUCAGACUGUCAGAGCUUUGGACAAGGACAACUUCGCCAACGGACGCUUUUCCUUCACACUGCCAGACCACCUCCCGGCAAACCCAAAUUUCACCCUCAAAGACAAUGAAGACAACAGUGUGAGUGUCCUGGCAGUGCGGCGUGGGUUCAGCCAGGCGGAGCAGGAGCUGUACCACCUGCCCGUGGUGGUGUGGGACGGCGGGGAGCCCGCCCUGAGCGGCACCAGUACGCUCACUUUGCGUGUGUGCCCGUGCCAACGUGGCACCAGGAACCGAGUGUGCAAAGCCCAGGCUUUCUUCUCUUCGGCCGGGCUCAGCACCGGAGCUCUCAUCGCCAUCCUGCUCUGUAUUCUCAUCCUGCUAGCCAUCGUUGUGUUGUUCGUGACUCUGCGGAGCAAGAAGAACAAAAAAGAACCCUUGAUCAUCUCCGAGGAGGACGUGCGGGAGAACGUCGUGACGUACGACGACGAGGGAGGCGGAGAGGAGGACACGGAGGCGUUCGACAUCGCAGCGCUGAGGAACCCAGCCGCGGCGGAGGAGAUGAGGCUCAGGCGGGACCUGCAGUCCCAGGUUUGGGGUGCUGUGGGCGGGGAACCCCUCAGCCCCUCUACGACCCUGGCUCAGGAACACAUCCACGACGUCAUCAAACUGAAGGUGGUGGAGGCUGACAGGGACACCAGCGGGCCGCCGUACGACUCCCUCCAAACCUACGCCUACGAAGGCAGAGGUUCUCCCACAGGCUCCAUCAGUUCCCUGGAUUUGCCCGGACCCCAAUCGGAAUUGGACUCUGCUGACCUGGAGGACUGGGGACCUGAAGUCCAUACUUUGGCAAGACUCUUCCAAGAGCAAGGCUGUGAACACGCGCCAUAGUGACGAUUCAUGUCCGUAAUACAAAAAAGAAAAAAGGGGGGAGAAAAGGGAAAAAAAAAUUUUAAUGACAGAAAGAGUAGUGAACUCCAUUUCUCCUUUGUUUCCGAUCCAGACAACACCCCGGAGUAGACUUUUCGCUGUUCGGUUUUGCCCUUGGAUUAUUCGACAGUUGUUUUUUUUUUUGUUUGUUUGUUUUUGUUUUUGUUUUUUUUCCACUGAGUUCAAUAAAGCGGAAGAGUGGAAUUUGGGUUUUUUUGAAGAAAAAGUAUAAAACUGAGAAAAAAAUGGCAGACUGUCAAAAAAAAAAAAAAAAAAGGAAACUAUUUUCCCUGGUGUAUAUUUUAUAUUGCUUAAUAAAGCUGACAGUACC
This is a messenger RNA of Chanos chanos (milkfish), 3195 nucleotides long. It is a transcript of the gene cdh18a, whose product is annotated as cadherin 18, type 2a. The record is from RefSeq and is a predicted model, not a curated record. NCBI's taxonomy places the organism in Eukaryota, Metazoa, Chordata, Actinopteri, Gonorynchiformes, Chanidae. The coding region runs from base 420 to 2825 and encodes 801 amino acids. Gene Ontology annotation, molecular function: calcium ion binding; cadherin binding; beta-catenin binding. Gene Ontology annotation, biological process: homophilic cell-cell adhesion; cell-cell adhesion mediated by cadherin; cell morphogenesis. Gene Ontology annotation, cellular component: catenin complex; plasma membrane; adherens junction. The transcript has 12 exons.